Messenger RNA from Plutella xylostella (diamondback moth), 1149 nucleotides. Its product is annotated as beta-1,3-galactosyltransferase 5-like. The record is from RefSeq and is a predicted model, not a curated record. Gene Ontology annotation, molecular function: hexosyltransferase activity. Gene Ontology annotation, biological process: protein O-linked glycosylation. Gene Ontology annotation, cellular component: Golgi membrane. Lineage: Eukaryota; Metazoa; Arthropoda; Insecta; Lepidoptera; Plutellidae.
AUGGAUCAAUUUAGUCAUGGGGCGCGGUGCGCGGGGGCGGGGCGCGCGCUGCCGGCCGCGCUGGGGCUGCUGGCCGCGCUGCUGCUGCUGGCGGCCCGCAGAGACUCCCGCGUCGUCCUCACGAGCGAGCUGUACGAGGCGGGCCACUCGCGGCCGCACGCCGAGUGCUGCCCCGCGCGUGGCGCCGCGCUCCGGCUGCUGGUGCUGGUGACGUCAGCCCCCGGCCACGCCGCCGCCAGGGAAGCCGUGCGACUCUCGUGGGGACACGCCGCUUUGAGGCGCGACAUCGGUUUCGCCUUCAUACUUGGCAGUCUCCACACACGCGACGAGGCGAAAGCUGACGCUAUUAGAGCAGAAGACGAACUGUACGGGGACAUAAUCAUCGGCAACUCGAGGGAUUCUUACAGCAACUUGACGCUGAAGACCCUGUCCAUGCUGGAGUGGGUGCACACGUACUGCCCCAAGGUGCCGCGGCUGCUGAAGACCGACGACGACAUGUUCAUCAACAUCCCGCGCCUGCUCAAGUUCAUCGACGCGCGCAAGAACGAGACAAGAACAAUCUGGGGGCACGUGUACGAGCAGGCGUGGCCACACCGGACCAUGUGGUCUAAGUACUACGUGUCGCCGCGGCAGUAUCCGUCCAGUCAGUUCCCGGACUACACCAACGGCCCCGCCUACCUUGUACACCACUACAACCUCAUGACCACCGACGUGGUGGGGGAACUGUUAAAAGCCGCGGGGCAAGAGCCCUACUUGAGGCUAGAAGAUGUCUUCGUGACAGGAGUGCUCGCCAGCAAACUAAAGAUUAAGCGGCAACACGCGGCGGAGUUCUUGUUAUCCGCGGAGGCGGAUAACAAGAAGGUGUUGUACCACCCCUGCACGGUGCAGAAGGGCAUCGCGAUCCACAUGGUGCGCUUCCACGAGCAGUUCGACCUGUGGCGGAAAGUACUCGACGGGACGACCAAGUGCGAAGACGCCUAAACAAUUCUAAUUUCGAAAAACUCAAGCAAAUAAAGUUAUUCAAGUAAAUGUAAUUUUUUUCUGUUUUUUUUUUAGUCAAAACUGUUAGAUUAUGUGCUUUUAACUUAUUUUAUGUAACAAUUUAGCAGUUGUGGAUAUAUUUAUUGGAUAUAGAUGACUUUUUGCGGA